ACUAAAUCCAUUAACACACAGUUCAUAAGAUCAAUAAAUCAAAAAUACCAUCUUCAGUGCUUCGUGUUUGUGCGUGUCUGCUCUUGUGUGUCACACUUUGUGUGUGCCUGUGUUUGUGGUUUCUUUCAGGUUCACUGUCGCUGUCUGUCAAUUUUUACUGCAAAAUGACAGCGUUUGCCGACCCUUGACCAAGUGACUCUGUAGCUGUGAAGAAAGACCUCAGAUUUCUUGCCCUGUAUCACUGUGUCAUGUCAACCGUAAUCUCCAGACUACAACCCCUCACCUUAUUUUCAUUACUCUUGCCGCCAUAUUUCUGCAUAAAGCAGUUUAUAUUUAUUUCUCUAAAUAUUUGAUUUUUAGUAGGCUAAAACAAACCAUGGGUGUGAGGAGUGGUUAGUGCUCUUUCCAUACAGCAAAAAAAUGUAAUCCUGUGUGGUGACUGAUGUUAUCAAAUGUGCAAGGAUUUUUUUUCAGGUACUCACAAGUGCAGUAAGUUCCAGUUUACUCUAAAUUGGCCAUAGGUUUAAGUGUGAGGGUGAUAUAUAUUGUUUUACUCUAUAUGUGGCCCUAUAGACUGGCUAGAUAGACAGUCCAGGAUGACUCCACCUUUCUCCAUGGACCUGAAAAGAAUUAAAAAGUCAAUCAGGGUUCAGUAUGAAUCACUGGAUCUCCUAUAACUUUCUGUGGCUCAGUUCUUUAGGCCAGUACAUGCAGUAAGUAAAAUUCAGUGCAUUCCAACUAGGGCCAAGUAUUACACCCAAAGAUUUACAAAAUGUUAUUUGGACAUUGAAUAUUAAUUACAGUCUAUAUUUCUAUAGUUCUUAAUAUGAUUGCUAAGUUAUUUGUGUCCCAAAUGUUAAAAUAUGUGGCCAUUGCGUAUCAUUAAUGGAAAUCAACGUGCUAUCUGUGACAAUAUUAUCUACACCAGCGACCUGUCUAACUUAGAAACAAAGGCUAAUGCCUGCUUCCUACUCCAAUAUGAUUAGCUAUGAUCCCAACAUAGACCUGCUUCUCACAGGCUGCUGACAAAUGUUCCAACAACAGCUCAAAGCCUGUUUUGGUGCAGCGGUUCAAGAUUCCACAGGUGCUGUCUCAUGGACUGGGUUGUCUCAAACAGGGAAGGACCAUGACAGUAAAAGGAGGUAUAAAACCUCCUGUAUGGCUGAGUGGCAGUCAGUGCAAACAGACUUUGGAGCAGUGCACACAGAGGUUGAGUAUCUCAUCAGAGAAUCCAAGUAAGCACAGUUCCUGCAGCCACGAUGAGCCGCAGCCCAGAACGGAUCUCGUCCUACAGACGUCACUUUGAGGACAGCAGCAGCUUUUCGCAACAGGUCAGGGUGUCCAGCCCUUCCCCUACCAGGAGAGAUGCACGUCGUGCCUCUACUGGCUACACUUGCAGAGGGGGGCCUGCCAUCAUCCGUGUGGAGUCAGUGGGAAGAAGAACCGGCUCAGCCGUACGCCGUUCUCGUAUGCUUGGAACAGGUGUUGGUGCAGGAGCCAUGGUCUGUGUAGGACCCAGUGGAGAGACUCCUAUAGACCUGGAUGUGGCCUCAGCUGAGAACAAGGCGUUCAUGAACAUACGUACAGGUGAAAGACAGGAGAUGGUUAUUCUCAACGACAGACUGGCUGUGUACAUUGACAAGGUUCGGUCACUGGAGCAGCAGAACAAACUGCUUGAAGCAGAAAUCGAGGCCUACCAGAACCGAUUUGAGAAGCCAUCAGGUCUGCGUCUCUUGUAUGAGGAGCAGCUGAGGGAGCUGCGAAGGAUUGCUGAACAGAUGAGGAGGCAGCGAGACAUUUCCGUGGCGGCUAAGGAUUCCACAGCUGCCCAACUGGAGGCAAUCAAAAUCAAGUAUGAGGAGGCAGUGGAGCUGAGAAAGAAAUCUGAGCUGGAAAUUGAAAAUUUCCGUCCAGAUGUUGAUCAAGCUACUUCUUCCCGUAUUGCUUUGGAGAAGAAACUGGAGCAACUGGAAGUUGAAAUUGAAUUCAUUAAACGGGUGCAUCAACAGGAAAUUGAUGAGCUGAUGAAACAGAUCUACUCGGCUCACGCUUCAGUUCAAAGCACAUUCACGCUGCCUGAUCUGGCAGGUGCACUGAAACAAAUUCAAAACCAAUAUGACGACAUUGCAGCCAAAAAUCUACAGGAAAUGGACUCGUGGUAUAAAAACAAGUUUGAAGAUCUCACAAAGAAAACGUCAGGGCAUGUUGAUAGGGUCAGAAACUUCAGAGACGAAAUAGCGGGUGCCAGAAAGGACAUUCAAAGUAAAGGAAGUGAACUGGAUUCUCUGAGAACAAGGAAUGAAGCUCUUGAAGCCCAAAUCCGGGAAAUGCAGGAAAAGUACCGGAAAGAACUGGAAGACCUGCAGGCCCGAAUUGAGGCAUUACAGCUUGAAUUGAAAUCCACAAAAGAAAAAAUUGCACUGCACCUACGGGAAUACCAAGACCUUCUAAAUAUGAAGAUGUCUCUGGAGAUUGAGAUAACAACUUACAGAAAACUGGUUGAAGGAGAGGACUUGCGACUGACUGGGAGUUUGCAAGGCCUGUCUCUUGCUACCUGCUCCAUGAGUGCUAUUGGUGCAGGGACAGGCUUUGGUGGAGGAAGCAUGGGAGGAGCUGGAGGAAUGGGUGGUGGAUCAAUAGGUGGUAGCGGUACUGACAUGGGUGGCGUGGGUUUUGGAGGGGGAAUGGGUGGUGGAUCAAUAGGUGGUAGUGGUACUGGCAUGGGAGGCAUGAGUUAUGGAGGAGGAAUGGGUGGGGGCUCCAUGAGUGGUACUGGUGGACGCGCUGGUGGCAUGGGAAUGGGAGGAGGAAUGGGGGGGCCCUCAAUGAGUGGUAGCGGUGGAGGGGCUGGUGGCAUGGGAAUGGGAGGAGGAAUGGGGGGGCCCUCAAUGAGUGGUAGCGGUGGAGGGGCUGGUGGCAUGGGAAUGGGAGGAGGAAUGGGGGGGCCCUCAAUGAGUGGUAGCGGUGGAGGCGCUGGUAGCAUGGGAAUGGGAGGAGGGAUGGGUGGUAGUGGUGCUGGUGGAAUGGGAAUGGGAGGGGGAAUGGGUGGUAGUGGUGCUGGUGGCAUGGGAAUGGGAGGGGGGAUGGGUGGGCCCUCAAUGAGUGGUCGCGGUGGAGGUGCUGGUAGCAUGGGAAUGGCUGGAGGAAUGGGUGGUGGCUCCAUGAGUGGUAGCGGUGGAGGUGCUGGUGGCAUGGGAAUGGGAGGAGGAAUGGGGGGGCCCUCAAUGAGUGGUAGCGGUGGAGGUGCUGGUAGCAUGGGAAUGGCUGGAGGAAUGGGGGGUGGCCCCAUGGGGGGUAGGGGUGGAGGCGCUGGUAGCAUGGGAAUGGGAGGAGGAAUGGGUGGUGACUCCAUGAGUGGUAGCGGUGCAGCUCCAGGUCGAAUGGGGAGUGGAGGAGGAAUAGAUAGGGGUACCAGCAUGAGUCCUGUAAGUAUUGAUGGAGUUAGUGAUACAGUGAGUGCUGUUAUAGAUGGAAAGGACCUCGUCAGUAGGGGAAUCGGGACAGACAAGCCUGACAGUCUUGGAUUUGGUGCUGGAGGUUUAAGUGGCAUCUAUGGUGGAAGUGCUGGCCUUGGAAGCCUUGGUGGUGGAAUUGGUGCAGGAAUGGUUGGUGAGGGAAUGGGAACAGGCUCAGGCUCUAUGGGCUCAGGUGGCAUUGGGGGCAGUGGCAUGGACUUUGGUGGGGGUAGUGUAGAAGGAGUAAGAGGCAGUGGAGGAACAGGAGGAACUGAGGGUGGGAAGGCAAAGGCUGGUGGAGGAGUAGGGGACAUCAGUGGCACUGACGUGACGCAUGGAUCAGAUGGAUAUGGACAUGAUGGAAACAUCAAUGCCUAUGGGGAUCAGGCUGUGGAGCUCACGGAGAGAAGAACGGUGCUCAUUAGAACAGUCAAAAAGGAGGGUGACGUGCUAGAAACAGACCACCAGGAGCAGACCUACACCAUCAGUGGUGCAGCCGAUGAGUCUGAAGAUGAGUGAACAGCACAAUUUCCCCAGUGACCUCCUCACUGAACUUAACGCCCACGCCCUCUGAGCUGCGCACUUACCAAAUACCAUGUCUGGGCACUGACCUUUGAUCUUUGGCCUGGUCAAGCAGACCAUGAACAAGCCUUUGCUACAGAGUUAAACCUCCAACUCAUUCUGCCUAUACACAUCCUGGUCCCUUAACUUUUGUGUGAUGUGCACUCCCUCUUUUCUUUACUACAAAUAAAGCUAUCAGCAUUCACUUACCUUGUCUGUCUUUUAUGUGAUGUCUUCUUUAUUAAGUCCGAGGUGCCUUCAGGUACAUGUACAGGUACUAGCAAAAUUAUCCAAAUGAGAGAAUAUUAUAGUUACAUAAUUGUUUCAAGAAUACAAAAGAGGAAAAAAGUAACAAAGUAAUAUGAGUACUCCAAUCAGGACUAUGACAAAACAAAAGUAAUACUGGCCUUAUUGCGCCAUCUAGGUGGAACAUAGCUGAUAUGCAAUAUCAAGUAAGGACA
Molecule: messenger RNA, 4477 nt
Organism: Cynoglossus semilaevis (tongue sole)
Lineage: Eukaryota; Metazoa; Chordata; Actinopteri; Pleuronectiformes; Cynoglossidae
Product: keratin, type II cytoskeletal 1
Exons: 11
Coding region: 1260-3974 (904 amino acids)
Biological process (GO): intermediate filament organization
Cellular component (GO): cytoplasm; intermediate filament
Molecular function (GO): structural constituent of cytoskeleton
Source: RefSeq, a predicted model, not a curated record